This is a messenger RNA of Auxenochlorella protothecoides, 1440 nucleotides long. RefSeq names its product Protein GrpE. The transcript is spliced from 8 exons. The record is from RefSeq and is a predicted model, not a curated record. Lineage: Eukaryota; Viridiplantae; Chlorophyta; Trebouxiophyceae; Chlorellales; Chlorellaceae. Gene Ontology annotation, molecular function: adenyl-nucleotide exchange factor activity; protein homodimerization activity; protein-folding chaperone binding. Bases 1 to 1440 code for a protein of 479 amino acids. Gene Ontology annotation, biological process: protein folding.
AUGCAGAAUCUGCGAGAACGGACGGCCCGACAGAUUGCCGACACCAAGCAGUUUGCCGUCCAGGGAGUGGUGAAGUCCUUCAUCGAGGUGGCUGAUAACCUGGAUCUGGCAAUAGGGUCUGUUCCUGAGAAGGAGCUGGAAGGGGGUGAGGACGUCGAUGUGGAGAGGGCGCUCACCCUCCUGAAGCGGCUUCGGGAUGGAGUGGUCAUGACGGAGAGCAUCAUGCUCAAGCUGCUGGAGAAGGAGGGUGUGAGGAAGUAUGAUCCCCAGGGCGAGCCCUUCGACCCCAACCUUCACAACGCCAUGUUCCGUGUGCCCAACUCCGGGGUCAAGUCUGGGCAUGUGGCCCACGUCAUUAAGAACCAGACCAUCCGGCCGCGCCCCCAGGCGACAGCAAACCCGCAACCCUUGCGUCGAUCGACCGCUGCCCCCCAGCCCAGCGUGGAGCUCGCCUACUCCACGGGCUGGUCCGGCGCGAGUCUGCAUGGAUCCAUUGCUGGACAGGAGUGGCAGACCCUGGGCCUCAAGCCCGUGGUGUCUGGGGCUGGUGCCUGGCACCACCUGAACCUGCCCGUGCCGGCCCAGGGCAAUCCCCCGACGCCCCUCCUGGAGUUUGUCAUGACAAACGGGGCAUCGGGAUGGGACAAGCCCACGGAAGGUGGGCACUACACCAUCGCCGCGCCCGGCCGGUACUGCCUGCAGCACGGGCGGGUGGAGAGCGUGGCCCACUCCCGUCGCCUGCUCCUGGUCACCGACCUGGACGACACGCUGGUGGGCGACGACGAAGCCACCGCCGCCUUCCGCGACUGGUGGCUGGCGCGCGCCAUGCCCGCCGGCGCGCGCCUGGUGUACAACACGGGGCGCGCGCUGGGCCUGUUCGAGGACCUGCUCUGCGCCAAGCGCGGCCUGCUGCCGGAGCCCGACCUGCUCCUGUCGGCGGCCGUGCGUGACGCGGCCUACGCGGCGCUGGCAGCGGUGGGGCGGGACGCCAUGCACUUCCGCCCGCCCGCAGAGCAGAACGAGCACAAGGUGACCUGCGGUGUCCACGUGGGCGCGCUGGCGCGCGUCGCGCAGGACGUGCGCGAGCGGCUGGCCAGGCAUGGGGUGCAGCUGCGCCUCGUCGCCAGCGGCGUCGGCGACUGGAGGUUCCUGGACCUGGUCCCGAUGGCGGCCGGCAAGCGGCAGGCGAUGGACUUUGCGGCGGAGACGCUGGGGUUCAGGCACGAGGACAUCGUGGCGGCGGGCGACAGCGGCAACGAUGUGGACAUGCUGGAGGGGGCGCCCGCUGCCAUCGUGGUCGCCAAUGCCCAGCCAGACCUGCUGGAGUGGGUGGAGCGCAGCCGCUCCCCGGGGGUUAUCCGGACCCGUGGAUCCCGGGCCUGGGGCAUCCUGGAGGGUCUGGAGCGGCUGGGGUGCGGGUUCCAGCCGCCCACGCUCUGA